GAAGACCCUAACCGGAAGUGAGUAGCAAUAGUUUAACGCUGCUGCUUGUUUAGCUCUGCUCUCUGGACACAAGCUCGUAACUGGAUUUACUCAACAUGGUAAAAGGCCUCCAUAACAUUUCUGACAUCCAGGGCACAGACGAUGAAGCCUUCCCUCCUCUCCCACCUCCUCAUUCCCCGGGAGGGCAAGAUGAGGGAGAUCCUUUUGAAAAUGGGGAUGAAGGUGGCGAUGUCUCCAGACUGGCUGACGUCCCUGCUGCUAAAAGGAAAACGGUGAAGAGGCCGCAGCCUAAAUUGGACUCUCAGAGACUUAUCUCAGAGAGGGGACUACCUGCUCUGCGAACUCUGUUCGACGAUGUUCAUUUUAAAGGCAAGGGACAUGAGGCAGCAGACCUGUGGCUGCUGAUGCAGAAGAUGGAGAACUGGGCCCACAGGUUGUACCCAAAACUGCAGUUUGAUGACUUUAUUGACAAAGUUGAGAAGCUCGGUGCGAAGAAGGAAGUGCAGACUUGUCUCAAAAGGAUUCGGCUGGACAUGCCACUGACACAUGAAGAUUUUACUGAUAAAGAUGGUGAAGAAGCGACAGCACCUGAACUGCACAUGUUUGAUGAUCCUGAUCCAUUUAAUGGAACAAUCUUCGCCGACGAAGCACCAAGCCUGGUCCACUCGACUCCUGCUCCAGCUGCUCCUGCUGCUCCCUCUCCAGCUGCUCCUUCCCUGACUGAUGAGCAGCGGAGACGCAUGGAGCUGAACCGCCAGCGAGCGCUGGAGAGGAGAUUGGCUCGCAACCAGCAGCAGCAAACGGAUUCUCAGAGCGGCGACACAGCACCGUCAGCUGAUGAAUCCAUGUCUUUCUCCUCUGAAAAUAUUCUUGACAAGUCUAACAACCAGAAACAGGAGUUGGAGCCGGAGCAGGAGCUGGAGCCGAUCAGCAGUGAAACACAGCCACUGAGCCAGCCUCCUCACAAAGACUCUGAGCCUUCAGCUAAACCCAGUCAGCAUGAGGAGGAGACCAGCUUCAUUAUCAGCCCGGAUCAGCCAGUCAGCAGCAGGUGUGAGGAUGAGGAUUAAAGCUCAGACACAUGUUUCAAGCUAUUAUUGUUAGUUUUGUGUGUGUGUGUUCUGGUAUUAUAGUUCAAAGAUGUGUGUUCCUUAUGUUCAUCUGUUCUUCAGAGCUGCUGCUCCUAUCAUAAACACAGUGUUGUUUUGAAAUUAAAGGGUAUCAAUCAUU
Molecule: messenger RNA, 1230 nt
Organism: Solea senegalensis (Senegalese sole)
Lineage: Eukaryota; Metazoa; Chordata; Actinopteri; Pleuronectiformes; Soleidae
Gene: tipin
Product: timeless interacting protein
Exons: 8
Coding region: 96-1070 (324 amino acids)
Biological process (GO): replication fork processing; replication fork arrest; DNA replication checkpoint signaling
Cellular component (GO): nucleus; replication fork protection complex
Molecular function (GO): DNA binding
Source: RefSeq, a predicted model, not a curated record